CAAACAGCUUAAGAAGAGGAGUGCUAAACGAGGCAGUAAGAAAAACUGGGCAUCAGCAUUAUUUUGGUCUGCUGAAAGAAAACAUCCUUACUUGACAAGCUUGUUAAUUAUGAAAGAAGAGGCACUGAGUCUCGGCAGAGAAAACUACUGAGCAACUUAUAUUUUGAAUUUCUAUUGAUCUCAACUUCAAGCUGGCAGGCAAAUGGGCAGAAAUCCAUGGGACUGAAGAUUUCCUGUUUCUGCUAACAACAUCAAGCGGCCUCACUCGCACAAGAUGACAAGCCUUUUAAUUGCUCGCAAUGAAUCCCAGCCCUACAGCACUAUUACCAACACAAGCAAAAACGACUCCGGCUGCAUCAUAGACGACAGAGCUCUAAGAAUUCCCCUGGCGGUAGUCUACUCUUUGAUGUUUGUCUUUGGAAUGGUGGGGAAUUCUCUUGCCCUUUAUGUCUUCCUCUUCAUCCACCCCAAGAAGAACUCUGUCCGGGUGUUCCUCAUCAACACGGCCAUCGCCGACCUCAUCCUCAUCAUCUGCUUGCCCUUCCGCAUCGUCUACCACAGCGCCAACAACCAGUGGAUGCUGGGCACGGUAUUCUGCAAAGUGGUGGGCAAUGUCUUCUACAUGAACAUGUACAUUAGCAUCACCUUGCUGGGCUUCAUCAGCGUGGACCGCUAUAUCAAAAUCCAGCGCUCCAGCAAAAGUUACAAGCUCCAGAGAACCAGGUGGAGCACCAGACUGUGUUGUCUGAUCUGGGUGCUCUCGACUGCUGCCAUCAUUCCCAUGAUCGUCCUUUCAGAGGGUAACGAGACCCCAGGCAAGUGUUUCCAUUACAAGCACCGAAAGUACGCGAAGGGGAAGGCUUACUUCAACGUGUUCUUGAUCGUGGUCUUCUGGAUAGUGUUUGCUUCCCUAGUUCUCUCUUAUGGGAAGAUUGCCAAGAAGCUGUAUCAGGUUUCCAAGGAUAAGCCGGAUCUGCCCAAUGCCCAGAAGUACAGCAGGACAGCCAAGAAAUCCUUCUUCGUCCUCUUUAUUUUCACAGUCUGCUUCGUCCCAUAUCACAUCUUCCGCUGUGUCUACAUCUGGUCCCAGAUCAGUGAUCCGAACUGCUACUGGAAGAACAUCAUUGACAAAACCAACGAGAUCGCCUUGCUCUUCUCGGCCUUCAACAGCUGCCUGGACCCAGUCAUGUACUUCCUGUUGUCGGGCACGGUUCGCAGGACCACCACGGACCUGCUAUGCCUCUCAUCUCACGCCAACAUCAGCACCACCAACAGCUCCACAUCAGACUGUCGACCAGCCAUCGUAUCCCAGGUGUCCACCAACACAAGAAUAAGCUUCAGUCUCGUAAACCAGUGUAGAUGCGGGCGCUCCACUACAAACCAAGGACAAGUCUACCAGCCAACACAGAAAAGCCUCCAUUAGCCAGGCGACAAAGAUUGGUCCCAAACGUGCUGAUAUAUUGGGAGAUAAGGUUUCAAUGGAGACUUCACUUCAGUUCUUGAAGCCCAAAUGCAGAAAUUGACUAACCUUCUUACACCAGCUAUAUAUAAAAAACUAAACCCUGCUUAUGCAUUGGGCAGAAUAUCAGAGAAAGGGAUAUUCUCCCUAUUCAUACAUGCCAGCAGAAAUAACUUACCAUGGAUGUUUCACGGGAUCUUCUAUUUUAUGACUUUAACAAUCUGUGCAUCCAAUCUCAUUUGUUUCCAGCUAUACCACUGCAAACCUGAGAAUUUGUCAGGCACAAGUAUUGGGAACUGAUGAGAGAAUAUACUUUUCUGCAAGCAAUAAUAAUAAUAAUAAUAAUUGCUUACACUUAUAUAGCACUUUUCUGGACACUCCACUCAAAGCGCUUUACAGGUAAUGGGGACUCCCCUCCACCACCACCAAUGUGCAGCAUCCACCUUGCAAUCAGUGUAUUGUUUCCAGCUCUGAAUAUAGGACACUAACUCUCGAUGUUGCAAUAUAUGUACACCUGUACUACAAGUAAUACAUUGAUUUAAAUAAAUUCAGAUAUGGCACAUUUUGA
Messenger RNA from Lepisosteus oculatus (spotted gar), 2027 nucleotides. It is a transcript of the gene gpr34b, whose product is annotated as G protein-coupled receptor 34b. NCBI's taxonomy places the organism in Eukaryota, Metazoa, Chordata, Actinopteri, Semionotiformes, Lepisosteidae. Gene Ontology annotation, biological process: G protein-coupled receptor signaling pathway. Gene Ontology annotation, cellular component: membrane. Gene Ontology annotation, molecular function: G protein-coupled purinergic nucleotide receptor activity. The record is from RefSeq and is a predicted model, not a curated record.